Messenger RNA from Ipomoea nil (Japanese morning glory), 1113 nucleotides. RefSeq lists its product as uncharacterized. The transcript is spliced from 2 exons. The record is from RefSeq and is a predicted model, not a curated record. Bases 1 to 1113 code for a protein of 370 amino acids. Lineage: Eukaryota; Viridiplantae; Streptophyta; Magnoliopsida; Solanales; Convolvulaceae.
AUGAAGCAACCACCUGGGUAUGAGGACCCAUCUUACCCGGGUCACGUCUGUCACUUACAGCGUUCUCUAUAUGGCCUAAAGCAGGCACCCCGGGCAUGGUUCAAUCGCUUGCAGGAGUUUCUGACAUCCACCGGUUUUCUGGCAUCCAAAACCGAUGUCCCGCUCUUUUACUAUACAACGGGAAACUCACGGGUCUACUUGUUGGUCUACGUUGACGACAUAAUCAUGAUGGGCAACGACUCGGCGUUAAUUGACACUUUACUCGGUCAGUUGUCAACUGCUUUCAAAAUUCGAGAUCUUGGUACACCUCACUUCUUUCUAGGGAUAGAAAAUGUACCUUCCGGUGAUGGUUUUGUCUUAUCUCAGUGUCGGUAUAUGAAGGACAUCCUCACGAGGUCUGGAAUGACGGACUGCAAGGCUCUAGCUACCCCAGCAGCAGUAACUCAACCGGCUACCCCCUCCUUAACUCCUUUUGAGAACCUGACUCAAUAUCGCAGGAUUGUAGGGGCUCUGCAGUAUCUAACCAUCACCAGGCCUGAUCUCUCCUACUCGGCACUACUCAAACGAGUGUUGAGGUACAUUAAGGGGACUCAGGACUACGGGCUUCGUCUAUCACUAUCUGCCUCCUCCGAUCUACAUGCCUACACUGACUCAGACUGGGCUGGAUGUCCAGUCGACCGUAAGUCUACCAGUGGCUAUGCUGUGUUCCUUGGAAACAAUCUUGUUUCAUGGGUCUCUCGCAAGCAGCGUACUGUUGCCAGGUCUUCCACAGAGGCAGAGUACAAAGGGCUUGCCGAUGUCUCCGCUGAAGUCACAUGGGUUAUCUCCUUACUCCGUGAACUAGGGUUGCACUCUGGCUCACCAGCCACGCUAUGGUGUGAUAAUCUAGGGGCCACUUACCUAGCAGCAAAUCCAGUUUUUCACGCUCGUACGAAACAUGUUGAGAUUGAUUAUCACUUUGUACGAGACAAGGUCGCAUCAGGGGAUUUCAUCGUUAGUUUUGUCUCAACUAAGGAUCAGUUGGCCGUUAUCUUCACUAAACCACUACCAGCUCCGCGCUAUCAGGCUCUACGAGACAAGCUCAACGUUGUUGCCCUCCAACCUUGUGCUUGA